This is a messenger RNA of Salvia miltiorrhiza (redroot sage), 1548 nucleotides long. RefSeq lists its product as uncharacterized. The transcript is spliced from 3 exons. The record is from RefSeq and is a predicted model, not a curated record. Gene Ontology annotation, molecular function: nucleic acid binding. Bases 1 to 1548 code for a protein of 515 amino acids. Lineage: Eukaryota; Viridiplantae; Streptophyta; Magnoliopsida; Lamiales; Lamiaceae.
AUGGUGAAAAAAGACCUCUCUAACAGUGAAAGGAAUAAGAUAGUGCAGUUUCUUCUCUCUAACUUGAAGAAUGGCAAGCCUAGAUACGGCUCCAUGAAGGAGGCAGCAUCCGUCUUCAACUCCUCCGAACGCACUGUUGCUCGUCUUUGGGCGGCUGCGAAGAAACAAAGGGAAAAUGGUGAGGAAAUAUAUUUAACAAAUGCAAAACCAGGGGCUGCACGAAGAAAAAGAAUAAGCGUCGACAUAGAGCUUAUUCAAAGCCUAGAGCUACACAAAAGAUCAACAAUUAGACGACUUGCAGUGGGGAUUAAUCAAAGCAAAAGCACUGUUUGGAGGUGGGUAAAGAAGGGGCUGAUCAGAGCGCAUUCUAGUGCUAUAAAACCCGAUCUCACGGCCCCAAACAAGUUGUUGCGACUGCGUUUUUCACUAGAAGCAUUGGAAUUUGAUCGCAUUAUGUUGGCUUUGAAGUUUAAGGCUAUGGACAACACCAUUCACAUAGAUGAAAAGUGGUUCUACAUCACAAAGGCAUCACACAAAUUUUACCUAACACCGGCAGAGGGAGAUCCUCACCGCACAUGCAAGAGUAAGGCGUUCAUAAAGAUGGUAAUGUUUGUGUGUGCCGUUUGUAGGCCAAUUUUUUCAGAUUCGGGGGAAUGCUUAUUCGAUGGGAAGAUUGGAAUCUUCCCAUUAACAGAACAAGUUCCUGCCAAGAGAAACAGCAAAAACAGACCAGUGGGCACUAUGGAAACUAAGCCUAUUCAGUCCGUGACCAAGGAGGUCAUGAAAGGGUGCUUCUUAAAUAUGCUCUUACCAGCUAUAUUUGCAAAGUGGCCUGCAUUUGCAAGUAAAGUGAUCUAUAUUCAGCAAGAUAAUGCCAAACCACAUAUUCUAGACUCAGACCCCGAUUUUAGGGCUGCAGCCACUGCUCAUGGAUUCGAUAUAAGAAUAGUUCAACAACCACCAAACAGUCCGGACACAAAUGUGAACGACUUGGGAUGGUUUAGAGCUAUUCAGAGCAUUCAAACUGAAUCUGCAUGUUACAAUUGUGAUGAUCUUGUGAAGGCAGUUGAGGCAUCUUAUGCACAACUAUCUCCUCAUACACUAAACAAAGUGUUUCUAAGUUUACAGUCGUGUAUGAUAGAGAUAAUGAAACAAAUAGGUCAUAAUGCAUACAAGAUCCCACACAUGGGGAAAGAUGCACUAAUGAGAGCAAACCAGCUGCCAAGAGAUUUGGAAGUGCCUAUUGGCUUGGUGGAAGAAUGCAUGAACUACUUGAAUGAAAAUGCACCAAUACAUUUGGUGCAAGAGGUUGUGGAGAAGUUGGGAUAUCCCUUUCCACAAGAAGGGCUACUAAACCAACUCUUACACAAAGAAGGCACCAGGCGGCCCAAACCAUCAUACGCCAGAUACAACAACAUGGGGAAAGAAGGCACCGGGCGGCCCAAACCAUCAAACACCAUAUACAACAACAUCAAUGAAGGCACCAGGCUGCAUCAAACAGCCCGAUACAACAACACAAAUGAUGGCACCAAGCGGCCGUACACGUAA